AUGCUUGAUUUAGACCCUUCACCCGAGCAAUUGCUAUCCACUUAUGGACUUAGCACACCCCGUCCAAAAGAUCGUAAAGAUGUGCGCAACAUUGACCAAUCGUACCCGGAAAACUUGUCAGGGCUCUCCAUUGAAGAGUCAUUUCAACUUAUGAAGUCAAUUCUCGCCUUGGACGAUCCAGAUGCAAAUGAGUGUGAGCCGACUAAAGGUCAUGAAUUGGAGGACCCACUAAAGGGACGUGGGUCUAAUAUCGUUGUUGACCUUAUGAAGAGAGGAAUUAUAUCGUCACCAGAGGAUCCUCUGGUAAAAGAUUACUUAAUAAGUUCACAAACAUUCAAGCCUUACAAGUAUUUAACCACAAUCCAUAAAGAUACCCCAUUGAAAGUUUUGGACGAGUCGCUACACUUUUUGGACAAAAGUAUUCAAUCUUAUACAAGAGAUUUACAGGCCUCCCUUGAUUCCAAUAUUACAAAUGCGUUAAACGUUAAAGUAGAAAUGGAUGGAACAUUACAAGGAUUUAAGCAGCUGAAAACCAAACUGCAAGAGGAUAAGGAGGUAUCUAAGUAUUUCAACCCUCAGCGACAUAGGUCGAAAGCAUCCGAUGGUGUUGGUAGCGGAGAUAUAUCUUCAGAGCUUGAACUGUCAUUGAACAACUUGGCGACUACAAACACUUUGAUGAUAAGGCCCAUUAUUGAAAAUAAGGCCAAAGAAGACACACUUAACGUUAUAUUGGACUUUAUAAAGUCAAACUCCUUCUUGUUUGAUAUACCUCGCAAAUUGAUCAAUUCGCUUGCGGCAAAUGAUAGCCAUCAAUUUAUUGAUGAUUACACUCGAUAUGAUCGAGAAAAGAUGCAUGUGUUAAAAAGAAUCAACAGCUCCUUUCAAUCCGAUGUCGAUAAGCUCAAACAAUCAAAUGAUGGUGUACAGGAUGAAGCUGCCCUUAACUCUUUGAACAAGAUCAGACUUCUGAAACUCACCAUUAUAGCAAAAGUCUUUCAGGAAAUAGAAGUAAUUGCCAGUCAAUUUAGGGAUAAAACUUAUCAGGAAUUAUCAUCGUUGGACCAUGAGGCAAGUAAAAAUCAAAGUUCAAUUAGUGGAGCUGGCUCUCGCAACAAAGAUGAUCAAAAGUUUAUGUCGUUGGUGGAAAACUUGUCUAAAAUUGAGAGUGCACGUGGUCAGAAUAACCAAUCGGACCCAAUAGGAGUUUUCUUGAAUAAACAAAUUGAGGUUUUGGUGAGCGAUUUCGAAUACCAAGAAAAGAAGUUUGAUUCCAAGUUUGCGUUAAUGCAAAAAAAGUUGAUAGAUUAUGUGGCUUCCUUAAGAGCAGAAAGGAGACAGGGAUCGCAUUUAAGUUAUAUUUCAGAAAAGUAUGAAACCUAUAAAAAUGAAAUCAAGUUAGCCAAGAACAAGGAGGAGAAAAUGUUGGCUAUUGACGAAGCGUUUGAGAGUGGAGAUGCCCUCGAUAUCAGUUUGGUCAAUGAAACAUGGUUGGUGUUGGUCAAUUUUAUGAGCUAUAUGGAAACAAUAUUCAUCAAAUUAGUUGGAAAAUUUGCAAACAACUAUAGCAGUUAUUACAAAUUGAAUGUGGAUCCUAGUGGGUUGAUACGUGGUCAAUUCUUUCAAGCAAUAAAUGAAGCAGUGGACCUUUUAGUUAGAUUGUUUCAAUCGGAGACCAAUUCCAAUGACAACAAGGAAGUUAACAACUUGGAAUCCAUGCCUGCAAACUAUCGUCAGUUUGUUCCCUGCUAUUCAAACUCUUUAUCAACAAUACACCAGUUGAGCAUAAUCCAAACAAAAGUAAACCGUGUAUUAACGAAGUUGGGUAUUGCGGUUACCACCAUUGGGAAUGUCAGCAAGUUUGAAGAUACGAACAAACAAUUGAAGGCCUUGAAAAGUGCCUCACUGCAUAUAAAUCAGAAAAUUUUAGAGGCAGUAUGCUCUACUUGGAUUAAUGAUUGUUCUCAAUUCUACGAUUUGGAAGAUUGGAAGAUUGAGGAUAGAUAUAAUGCCAAAGAUGGGUCGUGCACCAAGUUGAUCAAUGUGAUUGAGUAUUAUCAGUUAUACAUGAUUUCCAAGAUUGGUGGAAUCAUCCUCAGCAAAGAAAAAGAAAGUCAGGAUGAAUUGCAGGUAAACAUUGUUGCUUCGUAUCCGAGCAAACGGGUUCUCAUGAGUAUUGAGAUACAAUUUAUGAGGACAUUGAAUAUUAUUGUCGACUCCUUGAUGAAGAAGUACAAUAUAGACCGUCUGUCUCCAUCAAAGAAAAAAGGUACCAGUAUUGAGGUUUUUAAAAUCCUUACUGUUAAUAACUUGGACAAGUUGUCAAGAACCACAUACCCACUAUUGAUUUUCCAGUUUGAUCAACGCUUUGGUAAAGAUUUGUCCAAGCAAAAGCUUAAGUUAUUUGCGGACAUUGAUAAGGCUAGCUUGACUAUACUUGAUGACAUAUUGGCAAAUGAAAAAGAAGUUAUUUCUUCUGUAACGAGUGGAUUUUUCAGUCGUAUAUCUGAAUCUCAGAAUGAGGCGAACUUUGAGGUAAACUUCUUGUCAAUUGAUGGAUUUGUAUUUGAAGUUUUGAUGCAUUUCGUAAAACUUGUUCAUAAACUUAAACCAUUAACGAGUGGGGAUAUUUUCAUCACAAUUAUCAAUGAGCUACAAUACAGCUUUUUGAAGAGUAUUAAAGAUGGAUUGGGAAGCGUCAAUAUACGCAACGUUUUCAUAUUAUACAACUUGAAAUUGGAUUGUAAUUUCUUGCAUAGUGUGUUUGAGACGUCUAAGGGGCUUAGAUUGAACGACUCGACAUUUAGCUUGUUGCAAAAUCUUUUGGAAAACAUCAGCACUCAAAUUACCGAGUGUGAUACUCCUCGCGGUAAUGAUCAAUACAGCGACACAAUAUUCAAAGAGAGAUUGAAAACAUAUUUGAAAUCGUCAAAGGCGCAAUUUGAAUGCUUUUGA
Messenger RNA from Lodderomyces orthopsilosis Co 90-125, 2952 nucleotides. RefSeq names its product exocyst subunit (gene SEC5). Bases 1 to 2952 code for a protein of 983 amino acids. The record is from RefSeq and is a predicted model, not a curated record. NCBI's taxonomy places the organism in Eukaryota, Fungi, Ascomycota, Pichiomycetes, Serinales, Debaryomycetaceae. The transcript has a single exon. Gene Ontology annotation, biological process: exocytosis; Golgi to plasma membrane transport. Gene Ontology annotation, cellular component: exocyst.